This is a messenger RNA of Pteropus alecto (black flying fox), 3796 nucleotides long. RefSeq names its product pentatricopeptide repeat-containing protein 1, mitochondrial. Gene Ontology annotation, biological process: tRNA 3'-end processing. Gene Ontology annotation, molecular function: protein binding; tRNA binding. Gene Ontology annotation, cellular component: mitochondrial matrix. The transcript is spliced from 10 exons. The record is from RefSeq and is a predicted model, not a curated record. The coding region runs from base 224 to 2407 and encodes 727 amino acids. NCBI's taxonomy places the organism in Eukaryota, Metazoa, Chordata, Mammalia, Chiroptera, Pteropodidae.
CCCGCCUGGCCUCGCGCCUGUGAAUCUGUACAGGCGGAGAGUUCGCGACCCAGAUCGCGCCUGCGCCUGGUCGGCUGGGGCGCUCUCCUGAGAGAAGGUGGCUGGGAAGAACCUCGUGCAGCGAGGCGGGGACGCAGGAUCCGGCGGGUGGGCGAUGCAGGGCGAGCAGGCACCGAGCCGCGUUCACUGGCCAGUCUCGGAGCCCUGGAGGUAAAAGCCAGCGAUGGACCUUGUGAGACUUGCCCGGCUCUUCUCCAGCCCCUGCCCCAGGGGACUGUCUGUCUUGCAACACCUUGACCCUCUCAGAGCCAGGUGGGCAGGAGGUAGGGAGAGUCUUGUAUGGCUGAGGGCCAUGGGGCUGACUGGGCCAACACCAGCAGCUUUCAGCAGCUCCCUCUCUCAGCUGCCCCUCGGCCAGGGGAGCCAGAAGAACACGCGCAGCUUCAGCUCUGACCCGAGCCAGCCCAGCUCUGUGGCCACCCAGGAGAAAGAGGAGGAGGAGAGCUUUGGGACCCUUUCUGAUAAAUACUCCUCCCGGAGAAUGUUCCGCAAAUCAACGGCCCAGUUGUAUAACCUGCGGCUCAUGGAACAGAGUGCUGAAGAGGAUGAAGAAAGGGAGCUGGAGCCAAAAUCAUGGCAGGGCCGGAGAAACACCCCUUACUGGUACUUCUUUCAGUGCAAACGCCUGAUCAAGGAAGGAAAGCUGGCUGAGGCUCUGGACCUGUUCGAGAGGCAGAUGCUGAAGGAGGAGCGACUCCAGCCUCUUGAGUGCAACUACACGGUGCUGAUUGGGGGCUGUGGCCGGGCUGGCUACUUGAAGAAGGCCUUCAGGCUCUACAACGAUAUGAAAAAGCGGGACCUGGAGCCCUCAGAUGCCACCUAUACAGCCCUGUUCAAUGUCUGCGCUGAGUCCCCCUGGAAGGACUCUGCUCUGCAGAGUGCCCAGAAGCUACGGCAGCAGCUCCAGGCCAGAAACUUCCAGCUCAACUUGAAAACGUACCAUGCCCUGCUGAAGAUGGCUGCCAUGUGUGCAGACCUCAGGAUGUGCCUCGAUGUGUUCAAGGAAAUUGUUCAUAAAGGGCAUGCAGUCACAGAGGAAACCUUCAGUUUCCUGCUCAUGGGCUGCAUCCAGGACAAGAAGACAGGCUUCCGAUACGCCCUGCAGGUGUGGAGGCAGAUGCUGAAUCUGGGGCUCCAGCCGAGCCAGCAUAGCUACAACCUGCUGUUGGGGGCAGCUCGGGACUGUGGCCUGGGGGACCCAGAGGUGGCCUCAGCACUGCUCCUGAGGCCCAGGGAGGAGAUGGUGCUGCUCCAGCCCCCGGCAGGUGGGCUGCAGGCAAGAAGGAAAGCCCAAGCUGGGACUGUCAGUGGCGUCUCAGCCAGGCUGCAUGUAGAGAACUUGGAAAAGCAGCUGUUUCUGGAACCUUCUCAAGUACUUGAGAGGCCUCCAGAGUCUCAGGAGGCCAGAGUCCCCAGCAAGGCUCGGUCCGAGGUGGAAACCAAAGUGGACCCUGACAAUGCAGUGGCCCUCUCCUCCAUGGCCCCAGAGCUGCCUCCCUGGGGCCUAGAAGCCAACCUCCUGACCUUGGGGGCGGUCCCCCAGAAUGUGGUCUCCUUUGGGACCGUGACCACCCCAGCUGACAGACUGGCCUUGAUGGGGGGCCUGGAGGGCUUCCUGGGCAAGAUGGCAGAGCACGGGCUCAGGCCUGACAUCAAAACCCUCACAUUGCUGGCGGAAGUGGUGGAGCCCGGGAGCCCUGCAGAGUCCUCGCUGCUGACAGUCCUGGACAUGCACCAGCUGGAGGCUGAUGUGACAUUCUUCAACACUCUCAUGAGGAAGAAGAGCAAGCUGGGCGAUCUGGAGGGGGCAAAGGCGCUGCUGCCAGCCCUGGCAAAGAGGGGAAUUGUCCCUAACCUGCAGACAUUCUGCAAUUUGGCCAUCGGGUGCCGUAGGCCAAGGGAUGGUCUGCAGCUGCUGGCAGACAUGAAAAAGUUCCAGAUGACCCCCAAUGCCCACAUCUACAGCACCCUCAUCAACGCAGCCCUCAAGAAGCUGGACUACACCUAUCUUAUUGGUAUCUUGAAGGACAUGAAGCAGAACAGAGUCCCAGUGAAUGAAGUGGUUAUCCGCCAAUUGGAGUUUGCAGCCCAGUACCCACCCACCUUUGACCGGUACAAAGGAAAAAACACCUACUUGGAGAAGAUCGAUGGCUUUCGAGCUUAUUAUAAGCAGUGGCUAAAAGUGAUGCCAGCAGAGGAAAUCCCCCACCCGUGGCAGAAGUUCCGGACCAAGCCCAAGGGGGACCAAGACACUGUCCCCAAGGAUGGAAUCGAUGUUAUGGAUGCUUGGAUAGGAAGAAUAAAAGAAAAAGGGGAGUCAUGGACAGCUCCGCAGUUUGUGGCCUGAGAAGGGAAGCAGCUCUGGGGUGGGUGAAAGAGGAUUCAGUUCAAACAUGUUAAGUUUGAAAUGUUUUUAGAUAUCCAAAUGGGGCCAUCCAACAGACAGUUGGUAUAGUCUACUGUAGAGUCAAGGCUGGAGAAGACAUCUGGUCACCUGGUGAAGAGUGGGGAAAGCCAUGUGACUGGAUGGGAUCACUGAGGAAAGGGUAGGGCUGGGGGUGGGUGGGCUAGGAACUCACGCUGCCAUCAUGGAAGUGGAACCUCCCUCGCUAUACUAUUGAGUCUUUUCUCAAUAUUUAAUCAUAGCAUCACCUGCAUUUUUAAAAUCCCUUUUUUUGACCCAUUUUCACAAGAUCAUGCAAACAUUCCAGGAUAUCGUUUUCUACAGAUUCACAAAGUGGAAGGCAGUUUUCAGUAGGUGAUGCCUUCCUGUCACUAUGAAGGUAUGAAGAGGCCAGAGGUAGGGGAUAUCAUGGCAUAGACUAGACUUAGGUUUUGGCCUCUUUGCUAAUGCCAAAAACUGCCUAUGAACUUCAAAACCUGGGAAAUAAUUAUUUUACAAUUAUUCUUAAAAAGUCUAAAUGUUUCUUAGGCAAGUGUUGAUUACACUUGAUUGUUAACUAGUAUAAAGUCCUUAUAAAAACAGUUAUUUACAUGUCCUGGUCACACAGAGUGCCCUUGUCAAUCCCCAUAAAACCCUCUGCCACACAUAAUUUCCCCCAUCUCUGCCCCUCAGUCUCUAUAAUCAGGCUUUUUGUUUGUUUGUUUUGAGGACUUAUAGGGCAACAGUGGCUAUGCAAAAACUUGAAUAAUGAACUAAGAGACAUAUGAAGAGCUGAGAAGUUGUGCUAAGCUAGGAAAUACUGGGGACAAACUAAAAGAGAAAACAGAAAUGUUCCUUCCUAAGAUAACAGUGCCAAUUGCAAAUGGCUCUCAGAUAAAAAGGACAGGUUUAGUAAUGCCAAAGGCCACACAAGGGUCCUUCAUGGCCUACAAUCAAAACUUGUACUAGAGGUUACAAACUGGAAGUUGGCAGCCCCAGCGAGCCUGAAGGCAGGCUUUAUUUGGCUCUUCCCACAAACUUUUUAGUUUAAAUUUUAAAUUAGAACAGUUCACAUAAAAGUUGGAUUUCUGACUUCUCUUGAGAAAAAAUUAGCAAAUUUGGUAAUGCUGAGCUUGCAUUCCACAUGGUAAAAUGGGCUCUAGGUAAGUAGCAGCUUCUGUCCCUCUCUGGUCUGCCACAUACCCAGAGUUCCCUAUUGUUUCCAACACUGAAGCCAAGUCUGGCACCACCUGCCAUCCACAUUGUUUUUUUUAUCGUGGAAGUAAGAGCAAAAUGAGAAAGCAAAGAAAUGCUGAAGAGCUAUAUGGUUUAAUAAAAAUGGGAGAAAAAAUA